Ricinus communis (castor bean) is the source of this 1188-nucleotide messenger RNA. RefSeq lists its product as uncharacterized. The transcript is spliced from 4 exons. Lineage: Eukaryota; Viridiplantae; Streptophyta; Magnoliopsida; Malpighiales; Euphorbiaceae. The record is from RefSeq and is a predicted model, not a curated record. The coding region runs from base 210 to 422 and encodes 70 amino acids.
UCAUGAAAAGCCUAACAAUAAGCCCAGUUUGAAGACAUCUUUCUUUUUCUUCUUCUUCGUCAGCAAUAACUCAAUUCUGUAUGCUAAACUUUUGUUUAUAACUGCAAAAUUUAACGAUUUCUAUCCUCUUUCAAAGCCCCUCAACUUGCUGAGUCCACUCUUUCUUAACUCGACCACUCGGAAUCUCAGUUAGCAUCAAUAGUGAUCAGAUGACACGUAGUCGCAAUGCAAUUGUUGCAGCUGGAUUAGUAGCUUUUGCUGCUGCAGGCUUAGCAUUUCCAUUUUACAUGGCCUCAUCUAGGAGUAGUCCAGUGAUAGAUUCAUCGAAACCUUUGCCACCGCAAGCAACAUUUCGAGGUCCCUAUAUAAACACCGGUUCGCGUGACAUUGGACCUGACCAUCAGUCUUACUCCAAGAAAUGAUCUACUUUUGAUAACAUAAACAUUACAAAUUGCUUUUUAUCUAUAGGUUCUUGAAGAGUCUUCCAGUUGUUUCAGUAAGGAAGGUGCAGUGAUUAGGUUUUGCAUCCAUUUUUCUCAUAUUUUAUCAUUUACUCGAUUGGUCAAAUGUAUCUAUUAUUUCAAGAGGAAUUUUCUUAUUACUUAUAUAUUUGGAUUCAAAAAUAGUUGAGUAGAAACUUGAAAAAUGAGGAUAAGAUUGUGCAAUAUAUGUGAAAGACUAAACAAGAAUGAUGUAUUUGGUGAAUUGUCUAGCAAGCUACUGACUUGAGCAAUGCAAUUGCUUGCUUCUACUCUCUUGUUGAUGUCUGGAUGUCUGUUGUCUGCCUAGCGAUUCAUUAUCUUAAUCCUAUGCAUGGAAGCAAUGAAGUGUUAAAAUCAUAUCUGCAAGUGAGCUGCCCCCCCUUCUGCUAAGCUCGUACUCAGAGGAGGCCUCAGAUGUGCUUGAGUCUAUUGUGAGCCAUGGGAUGGUUGGAAAUAACAUAUGCAAUUCAAGCACAUUCUCAUUCAAACAGUGUCCUGUUAAAAAGCAGAAUCCUGAGUUGCCCUGAUUGCAAAAUGCAGGAAAUUCGACAAUAAUUGUCACAACAUUAUUUGCACAACUUGCUGGAAAAUUCUUGAUUCUUUUGUUGUAUGUUAGGGUGAAAAGGUUUUUGUAGUGACUUUCUUGUCCAGCAGCUUUGGUGCGCUCUUUUUUUUAAUCCUUUUACAUUCUUGUAUUAGACUAUUA